Phoenix dactylifera (date palm) is the source of this 1295-nucleotide messenger RNA. Lineage: Eukaryota; Viridiplantae; Streptophyta; Magnoliopsida; Arecales; Arecaceae. The record is from RefSeq and is a predicted model, not a curated record.
GGCCGUUCCAAAAGAUCGAAAAUUUUUUGGGGGCAGGAGCGGACGAGCCCAACCCCUUUUCUUGCUGCCUUCUAUCUCACCACCUUCGAUUUUCUUCCAAUCUAGGGUCCGCACUGCACGCUUUUCCUCCAGUUCAUGGUGCCAUCUAUGCGCCUGCAUGUCUGGAGGCCUCUUGGUGACUGCACUACAUUGGGGCUUGUGUGCAUAAUAAGCUGUCAGGCACCUAUGUAGGUCCAAGCAGCUUGUUGAUGCAGCCUGAGCAUGUAUGCAUUGUGAUGGCAAAUGUAUAGUUGCUCUAUCAUGAGGAGGUAUAGUCCAGCCUACUAUAGUCCUCCAAGGAGGGGAUAUACUGGAAGGGGAAGAAGCCCACCAAGAAGGGGAUAUAGUGGGUACAGUGGCCGCAAGGAGCAGAACAACAGGAGUCUUUUGGUCCGCAACAUUCCCCUAAAUUGCAGACCGGAAGACCUUCGUGCUGCAUUUGAAAGAUUUGGUCCAGUAAGGGAUGUUUACUUGCCAAAGGACUAUUAUACUGGGAUGCCCCGAGGAUUUGGAUUUGUGGAGUUUGUUGACCCUUAUGAUGCAUCAGAAGCCCAGUAUCACAUGAACCGACAAAUAUUUGGUGGUAGGGAGAUAACUGUAGUUCUUGCUGCAGAAUCGAGGAAAAGGCCUGAAGACAUGCGUAAUAGAGCUAGGCCUAGAGGGCUUUCUGGUCAUGAUAGUCGCCGUUCUUCUUAUUAUGGGCGCUCCCGCUCUCGUUCGGUGUCUCGUUCACGCUCUCCUCGCCACUCGUAUAGGGUUAGACAGCGGUCACGAUCAUACUCACCUGCCCCGAGAUACCGAGGUGACCACUCUGUUUCCCCAAGGAGAAGGCAGUCAGGUCAUACAAGAUCCCCAAGGGAGAAUCCACCACAAUGUGAUGAGGAUCGAAAUCGGAGAUUGCACUCUCCAAGUCAGAAUGAUGCUCAUCAUAAUCAAGCUGACAACAGGUGUGACGAAAGGGAUUCAUUUGAUGCUGAGGAGGGAUCACGUUCCCGUUGGAGAUCACCAAGACAAACCUCAGGUUCACCUCCUGGAUCACGUUCGAGGUCUGCUGAUUCAUCCCCUAGGCGCAACAGUUGAUGAGGAGUUACUGGAACUCUGGGCAAUUCUUGGGUUGCUGUUUCUCAUUUUACCUUUUUGGAUGUCAUGAUAUACGUUUCUAGGACUGUUUGUUAGGGUUUUAUUUUCAUGGACAAAUGCUUCUGUGGCUGUAACUUAUAAGCAGGAUGUUAUGGAAGAUAUGCUUUCAUGUCUCU